CCUUCCCACAACGCAUUCCUCUUCUCUUCUCCUGCAUCGUGCCGUCGCUCCCUCUUCUCCCGCACAACAACGCAUUUAUCCGGAACCAUCGAGGCCGUCUCGGCGACACGAGUCGCUCGUUUUAUUGCCAGCAUCUUCACGUGUCAUGCGUUCAUCUCCUACUAUCUUCUGCCAGCUUCGAUAGACCUACGAGAAGAAUCUGGACCGGGUGACACAACGCGUUUGCGGCCCCUCGAUACACGAUAACAUCGACAUCAGCCCGCAUCAAGCAGAGGACUUCCACCAUGUUCUCGUCCAAGGCAUCGAGGCAUGCCCGUCAGAAGACUGAUAUCGCCUGCAUCUUCGUACACGCUGGAGCCGGCUAUCACAGCAAAGAGAACGAGAUACAUCACUUGCAAGCUUGCAACGAUGCGUGCACAGUGGCAAUGAAACUCAUGCAGAGCGGUGGUACCGCCGUGGACGCUGUCGAGAUUGCCAUACGCGUGCUUGAAGAUCGUGAGAUCACUAAUGCCGGGUUCGGCAGCAACCUGGGGUACGAUGGGGUGGUGGAGUGUGACUCCAUCAUGGUCGACCACUUCGGUCGGAGUGGUGCCGUAGGGGCAGUGGCUCAAAUCAGGAAUCCCAUUUCGCUGGCACGACAGGUUCUCGACCACUCCACUCAAUCCCUCUCACUGCGGCGUGUCCCCCCAAAUCUUCUGGUCGGCGAAGGUGCGAGACAGUUUGCUGAAGAGCAUAGUAUGCCGAUCAUGCCAUUCGACUUCCUCAUCUCACCGUUCGCCAGGCAUCGAUGGCAAAAGUGGCGUGCCGACCUUGACAAGGUCGAUCGGCAGAAGCGACGCGAUCCUUCGAACAGCUACAGUGCCCUCUCACACGACUCGGAUGCUACUCUGGCCAAACAACAUGAGGAAUACACGGACACUGAGAGACAACGUCAAGCACACCAGAGCAGAGAGUUGGCAUUGAUGGAGGCUUUGCACAACGAUGCCCAGCCCAUGUCACCGCCGCCUUCUGACGCUCGAGAGGAAGCAGCAGCUCCCCGUGGCAACUUUGCGGCCACCGGAGCUCCGUCCAGGAACUCGUCAGCGACAUCGAUUCCGUCGAACAAUGAAAUCGGCUCGCAUUCGACCUCGCAGAGUCACUCUCUCCAUCCGCCAGUGUCGCUACACAGUACCGGCAGCCAUCCCUAUGCGAAUACCUCGUCCAAAGUGACGCCUGCAACAUCGCCUCGCGCAAGCACUCACGAUAGGUUCGACAUGUUUGACGAGGAUCAUGACAUGUCUCAGUACACGACGUUCAGCGAUGACGAUGCUCAGGCACUACUUGCGCCAGUAGCUGAACUGGAGCUUCCACGGGCCUGCUCCUCGCACAUUGCAACUGAUAGCGACACUGCUCGACUACAAACAGAUGGACCACCAGACGAUGCUAGUACUACAGCGGCCGAGCAUUCAGGUGAGCCAAGAUCUGGCCUGUCGCAGACUCAAAGCACUCGUGCUCGUUUCAAUGAUCUAGUACAUGGUUCCUCCAAUCCCACAAAGAUCGCACUGGAAGACGACAUUGAUGUGGAGGAUAACAAACAGACCACAGGAUCUCAGUCGACUCAACAAUGGUACGCGGACCCAAAGACUGCUGGCAAUGUGCCUGGGCCGGCGCCAAACAAUGACGAAGACCACAUUACGGACACUGUGGGAGCCAUUGCUAUCGACAUGUAUGGCAAUAUCGCCUGUGGCGCCUCGUCUGGAGGUAUUGGUAUGAAACACCGUGGCCGCGUUGGUCCUGCUGCUUUGGUCGGCAUCGGAGCCACUGUCAUUCCCAUAGAAGACGAUGACGACGAGAAGACUACAGUCGCCACCGUUACUUCCGGCACUGGCGAACAGAUGUCUACCACCAUGGCCUCCUCAGUUUGCAGCGAACGCAUCUACCACAGCCACAAGAGGACGAAGAAGGGUACCUUUGAGGAGUGCAUGGAAGAGAGUGCCAUGCGAGCAUUCAUCGAGAAGGACUUCAUGGGACACCCUAGCGUGAAACAUUCCGAGUCGAAUAGUGCCAUUGGGAUGUUGAGCGUCAAGCGUACGAAAGACGGUGCAUGGUUGUACUUUGGGCACAACACUAACAGCUUCGCCCUUGCGAGCAUGCAUUCUGAUGAGAAGGUUCCCGUUUGCACCAUGAGCCGGAGCACGGGCAAUGGAAGCAUUGCGCAAGGAGGGAGACCAAUUCGUUGGCGCAGAAGUAGUGGAAAGAAGUAAGUUGGAGAGAUUGACGAGAUGAGAAAGACCUGGAGCAGGACUGCGCUAUUCUCCUGUUUGGACCUGCAUGGAACUACCUCUGAGCGGCUUUGCUUCUUUGGGGCCAAUGGUCCUAACAACGAUGGCAUGGCAAUAUAGAGAGC
Molecule: messenger RNA, 2386 nt
Organism: Cercospora beticola
Lineage: Eukaryota; Fungi; Ascomycota; Dothideomycetes; Mycosphaerellales; Mycosphaerellaceae
Product: threonine aspartase 1
Biological process (GO): protein maturation
Cellular component (GO): cytoplasm
Molecular function (GO): threonine-type endopeptidase activity; asparaginase activity; beta-aspartyl-peptidase activity
Source: RefSeq, a predicted model, not a curated record